CGAUACCUAAAGAUGGCUGUCAUUUGUUUUGAUUUCAUCUAGCUUCAGUGUCGUCAUCAUCGAGAUUAUCAAUAAGAGAUGUAUCAUAAUUAAACUUCCUUUUAAUUCAGGAAUUAAUUUAGCAGAUCAACAUGUCUUGUCAGCUUUCAGCUUUAUCUAAGUUUCAUGACAUAGCAUCAGUGAGAAGGUAUUUUUUCCCAACUCUAUCGAAGGAAGGCACACCAAUCAAAGAUUCAAUUACAACAGAAAAGAAUAAUGGUGAACAUAUGAUAUUAUUCUUAGGAUUAAUUAAAAUACUUUGCCAAAUCAUUUAGGAUGAGAUAAUUUAGGGAAACAUAGUAUGGUCAUUGGUCAUGAUAAGACCUGAAAAGAAAAUGCAACGAAAUUGUCGUCAAGAAGCCUAAUUCAGCAAACAACCCUAAAUGUAAAUGUAAAAAGUAAAAACAAUUGUCAAUUACAAUAAUUGGUAAAUUUUGAGUUAACGUUAUGGGUUUUGCCAAGAGUUUUCUCACCCUAAGCGCAGUGACGUCACAUUGGGGAAUCCCAACACUGGACUUACGUGAAUAGAUCUAUUCUUUGAAGGACCCGAACGAUGUGUGUUAUUAUUAUAAUUAUUGUUCUUUAUUGAGCAUUACUGGCGUCAUAAACGAUACGGUUAAUAUGAAGCAUAUUGAAAUGAAAUUUUCCAUUAAUUUGUAUUAAAAUUCAACUUACAUGAUUCAAAAGAAAGAAAAAAAGAAACACAUCCUUGCUCAGUUGCUGAUACCCUAAGACCCAACAGUCAACACCUAUGAAAAAAAAGACACCCGCCAAAAUUGCUGUAUUUUGAUUAGUUGAAAUACCCGUAUUUUGAAACUUAGGUAAAAAAAAGGAAGACCACUGCUUAAAUUGUAUUUGGAAUGAAUGAUCUUCUAGGAACUGGGGAGGGGAGAACCCUCCCCAAACCCCUCCCCUCACUUUAAAUACCAAAAUAAGAAAAAUAUAAAUUCUCUGGGGAGGGGAGACCCCUCCCCAAUUUAACAAAAAAUUUAAAAUAAGAAAACAAUAACUUGUAUUAUGUAAAAACAAACAUCAAAAUCUUUUUAGUAUGGCACUGUAGACAGAAAUGGACCUGGGGGAACCUCCGUGACCUAUAUACCAUGGAACACAUCGUCAGCCUUACAGCUAACUCAAAACCAUCCCAAUAAUUGUCAGUGACAGUAAUCUACGGCCUAAUCUACCACUUAGCAUCGGCUACGAAAAAUUCACAUGAAUUUUGAAAUAUUCCUUUGAAUAAUGUACAUUUUUCAACAAAAAAAUUAAAAUUUUAUGUUUAGGCGUAUAAAAAAUAAAAGACCUUUUAAGAAAAAACUUAGAAAACAAACAAACAAAACAAAAUUUCACUAACAUUCCUUCAGCGUAUUAAUACUAAUAGAUAAAAAAAAUAAUGCUCCAAAAAUAAACAAAGGCGAGUGAAUCCAAACAGAAUCUUAAAUAAACAUGUAAAUGGCACAAAUUGCCUGUUUUAACAGGAAAAUAACAUAAACAGUUUCAAUGUAGUAUCCGAGAGGACAGCAAGCGGAAUGUUAUAGACCAUUAUAAUUAGUAGGUAAGAGAGUUAAUGCAGGCAAUAUGGGACGGAAGAGAGGAAAAGUAAGUCCACUGCGAUUGGUUGUACGCACUGCCAGAUGGCGCAUCUAGGUGAGACUGGACGGCGCCUCUUACCGAACCUGAAUACAGUCACUCCCCCCUUAUUACCACUUUCAAAUGGGAUGAAUCGGAUUGAGCCCUCACUCCCUAAAAAUGAUAAACUCAGAUAAAUUACUAACACAAAAGCACAUAAUAUUAGUAGCCUACAAUAGAUCAUAGCCUACUGAGUAGACAUACUAAUAAAUAAAUAUUUACAGAUUGGUGUCCAAAAUUACCAAAUAUGGAAAAAUUUAUUUUGUCUCUGCUACAAGUCAAUAGGCCUACCAUAGACAUAGUCUGUCUUAAUAAUUUUUCAUACUCAUAGAUACUAUUUAUACUAAGUCAAGUAGGUAUGGCAUGUAUAAGGGGCCAUCCAUACAUGUCAUCAUGCAUCUAGGACUGGGGGGAAGGGAGUUACACAUUUUUGCCAGUUCAUCCUUUAAAUUAUCUAAAUACAUGUUUAGUUUAAAUAUGUCCAAUUAAGUAUAAGAAAGUUGCAAAGAUAUUUGAAAAUUUCAAAGUAUUACUCAUGGCUAUAAUACUAAAUUAUGAAGAAAAGACAUGCAGGGUGGUACACGAAGGUAGACUCACAGAUGACUUUAAAGUGGAAACUGGAGUCAGACAAGGAUGUCUCUAGUCCCCCUUCCUAUUCAUCCUUGCCAUUGACUGGAUAAUGAAAAAGUCCGCAGGCAAAAAGAGUAACAGUAUACAAUGGACACUCUGGGAACAGCUGAAUGAUAAAGACUUUGCAGACGACAUUGCACUUCUGUACCACAACCAGCAACAAAUGCAGGAAAAGACAAAGGAGGUAGCCACCACUUCAGCAAAGCUCUGAUUCAAUAUAUAUAAAAGCAAGACAAAGAUCAUGAAGGUAAUUUCAGCAAACCAAUAGCAUAUCUCUCUGGCAGGAAAGGCACUGGAAGAAGUGGAGUCCUUCACAUAUUUAGACAGCACCAUCGACAUAAAUGGCAGAUCUGAUGUGGAUGUAAGAGCUAGAAUUGGAAAGGCUAGAUGAGCAUUUUUGCUAUCGGUAUUAAAGAAAAUAUGGAAGUCAAAGGAUCUGAAACUGCAAACCAAAGUCAGAUUCUUAAACUCAAAUGUCAAAACAGUCCUACUAUUUCGAGCAGAAACUUUGAAAACAAAGCACGCAUUACGCAUAAAGUACAGACCUUCAUAAACACAUGCCUUAGAAAGAUCUUAAACAUCAAAUGGCCAAAUACCAUCACCAACAAAGAUCUACUAGAAUGUACAUACCGGGUGCCCAUUGAAGAAGACAUCAUAAAGAAAAGAUGGAAGUGGAUAGGGCACACUCUCCAAAAAUCCCCAGAUAGCAUCACCAGACAAUUCCUAACAUGGAAUCCACAGGGAAAAAGAGAGGAAUGCCAAAGAAUACAUGGAGACGCGACCUAGAGGCAGACGCACAAAUUAUGGGAAUUACCUGGAAACAACUGGAAAGAAAGCAUAGGACCGUGAUGAAUAGAAAAUUCUUGUGCCAGAGGGGGUAUAAAGGCAUAAGAAGAAGAAAGAUAAUACUAAAAGCUGUUGAUAGUAAGAUUUUGCCACUAGUCUAAAUCAAAACUUAAAGAAAAAUAUUCAAAAAGUAUUUUUAUCAAUCUUGUACUUAGGCAUUAAAUUAUUAACCAGUCUUCCACUGUUAUAGUUAGCAUAAACCUUCUAAAGUACAAACACUUACAAACACUAAAGUACUAAACUCUCUAUAUAGUUAGCAUAAACCUUCUAAAGUACAAACACUUUUUCCUUUGUCCAUUUAAGAUAUUGAGAUGUUUACCUGAGGCCUCAACCCCUUAAUAGCGAAGUACAAAAAAAAAAAAAUAUAAUAUAUAAAAAUCUUUUUAUAUUUUUAAUUUAAUGAUAUUUUUGUUAGUAGUAAUAAAAAUUACUAUCUUUGUAAAAAUCAUUCAAAUUAUUUACAUUUUGUACAUAUUUGCUGCUUCUCUUCAAUAUCAACAAAAGAAACAGACAACUGGGACCAAGAAUGGGGCUUUGAUGACCACGAGACUGCAACAGAAGAAAAUGAUCAAACAGAUUUCCUUGCCAGUGGGGAAAAUCAAAAUAAGUGGCUUCAGUCUUGUCUAAUAUCACUCUCUCCAACCAAUGAUGUUCUGGCCAUUGCUCAUGAACACAAAAUAUGUGUCCUCACCCGUGAGUAUAUUUAUCUAAGUAUAAAGCAUGUAAUUCGUUGGAUUGGUCUGUAAGCAAAGGUCAGUUAGAGUAGCAAUGAAAUGCUGAUAGAUGAGCUAACCAAUCUGUGAGAAAAGGAACCUUUGAGGAAUGUGAAAAUGAAAGAUUAAGAGUGAAAACCCUUAAAAACCAAGAAAGUGCAGGAGACACUUUUAAAUCUGGAAAAACAUCUCUGCUAGCUUUAUCAAAUAUCAAAACAUGCUUAAAGCUGAUGUACUGUAGUAAUCCAGUCUCAUGCAAAAAUUAAAUAAUUGCAACAACAAAAAAAAACAUAAUCAAAGUUUUUUUAUAAAAUAUAAUAAUUUUUUUGUUUGUUAAAUGAAUGCUUAUUGCUAAGUAUGGAAUGGCAUUUUAUUUUUAUUAUGGGAAACUAAUUAUCUGCUUUUAGCCUAUUUUAUGACCUAAGCCACUCUAAUAUUUUUAUUUGAAAAUAGUUCACCCAUUGUUCUAUACUUCUACCAAUUACCAUGUGAUGGGCGAUACAAUUUUGUAUAAAGUUGGUCAUUUUCAUAUGUCAUAAAGGGAAAAAACAAGAAGCAGUAAUUUUUUUUUCCAAGCCAUCAGAAAUUUGAUCUAUCUUUACAUCUCCAUUGAAAUAUUGACCCAGUGAAACAGUUUGUUACACACACCACUUUAUGAAUUAAUUGUUUUCAUUUUCAGAAAAAUGGGAUCCAAAGAAAAAAGGUGAAGAAAUUGAUUCCAAUUUGACCCCUGUUUGGGAGGCUUCCCUUGGCAUAGAUGACAGGUGAUAUUAAAAAAAAAAUUAAUUUUAUUUGUUUCUUAUCAACAUUUUUUUUAAAAGGUUAAAUUUUCAUGCUUAAAAUUGUUAAAAAUCAAUGUUGUUGUAGACCAGAUAUAUAAAGCCUUUAAAAAAUAACAAGAGAUUUUAUUAGUAGAAAAUAUGACACAUUGAGCAGUGAUCUGUUGUCCCUAUAGAAACUUUUUUUCUCCAUAUAAUUUACUCCUAUUUCACUAAAUAAAAAAUGUCUUUAAUAAAAGCAAAUUAUUGUUAAAUUUGUAUGAGACAGGUCAUUAAGAUUUACACACCCUGUUUUCAAUUCAUUAUUUCUGUUUUCGUUAUUAUAGGGAAAUGAUUACAGCAGUUUUGUGUGUACCCCUGGCAUCACAAAAAAGGUAACAUGACAGUUAGGUAUCUAUUGCAAAUUACCUCAGCUGCUCACUCUUGCAAAUAGUUCAGGGAAAAAUUCACAAAUGGUAUUUACUCAUUUGUGGUCCAAAUAUAUACUUUUUAAUAGUAACAUUUCAGUAAUAAAUUAAAUGAUAUGGUUUUAGCUACAAGUAUUUCAAACCAGAUUCACUAAAUCCAAAAUCGAAUUAGUUUUUAAUUUUACUAAGUUGACUAGAAAUAAGCAUGUUGUAAAUCUAACAGCAUUUAGGGAUCAUUAUAUACUUAUGGAAAAGCAAGUUCAAUUUCACAGGGCUGAUUGAUUGUUGACCAGCAUUAUUCUUUGCAUAAACCAUCUUAAAUUUAUAACACAUCAUAACUAAUGAAAUUGAGUUUCUCUAGAUUAGAAAUACAUUUUAUAAGAAAUGCUUGCUGUAGCUUUUCUGUCAAACAUAUGAACUUAAGUUAAAUAUGUCAAAUUUGAGCAGCAAGAAGUAGAACUUCUUUACAACAACUCUUAAAGACAUGUUGAAAGUAAACUAUUAUUUAUGCAAUUUUGAGCUUACAUAGCAUGUAAGAAAAUUGUGCCCUUUAUUCUUUAUUGAUCUUUGGUAGAGACCCAAUAUAAAGGUACUCAGAAUUGUAUCUUUAUAUAGCAAAAUUUCAAAGCCCAAAAACUCAAAAACAAUGCCAAUCAGAAAAUGUCACUCGUAAUAGUUAUUUUAUAUUUUGCAUGUCAAAAUCUUCCACUUGACAGUUAGCUAAAAAAAAAUAAUAAUAAUAAAAAUUAAUAUUAGUCUUGAAAGCAGUGUCUCAUUUAGCUUUAAUUUCCAUAUCUUUUAUUAACUGCAGGAGCACUCAAGGUGGCCCAGAUGGCACUUGUAUCAUUGUGGGAUUUUCUUCAGGUUUUGUUAGGAUGUAUUCUGAGGUAACAACUUUUUAUGAGACUUUAUUAUUGUACAGGUUUGUUGUUUUUUUAAAGAUUCUAGGUCAGUGUCAGGACACAUUAGUGUGGUGCCUGCAGGGUGUAGGUGUUUCGCAAAAAAAAAAAGAAACACCAAAUUCACUAAUUUUGUCUGGCUUAAAAAAACACGGGAAAGGAAUUAAGAAAAAUUGAUGGACAAAGUUGUUUGAAGUAAAUUAUUUUAAAAGCAGACGUCUUCAAUCAAGAUUAUAAUAAAAUAUUUGUGAAGAAAUGGGUUUAAAAUUUGAAAAGCUGAUACUACACACAAGGAUUCUUUGGGUCUGGCCAGGUCCGGAGCAUGUCAUUUAUGCAAAUUAAGGGAAAUGAUGCUUACAUUUUUUUAAUGAAAAAUACCAAAAUUAAUUUUUCACCCGAAAACAAAAUUGCAAUAUCUGGAUCAUGAUGACUUAUUUGAAAAUUGGAAUAAAACAAACACCCUCAUUCAAAGAAAAGGAGAAAAUGACGGUGGUAUAUCAAAUUUGUUCUCUUUAAGACAAAAAAGUGAUUUGGAUAUGAAAAAAGAAAAUUUGGAAAUGUAUUCCAAAACAGCUGAGUGCCAUGAUGUGGUACUUACUAGCUCACUAAUGGUGGACCUUUGGAGAAUGAUAAUACAAUUAUGUGCCUAUUUUUCUUAUGACGGAUAUAAAGAAUAUGUGAACCGCUAAUGUGAGAUAAGGGAUUUAGUUAAUAUUCAUGUGGAUAGCAUUUAGAGUAUUGGGAUAUUAUAAAGACAGGGGAAUUAGAGUAAUGUAUUGGCAUAUGAGAACAAGUUUUGGAAUUGAGCAGCACUUAUUGGAGACUAAGUGUAGAUCAGGAUUUUUGUGUGCAUGAUAUUCUGAAGUGAAAGGAGACGAUGUCAAAUUAUUGUAGGAAUUUUGAUUUUAUGUGAUAUAUACUUUGAGUGAUAUGACAUAUGUCUAUAAAAUGUGUGCCAUUAUCAUGAAAAGUUUGCAAAGCAAUGCUCUAGGUAAUCAGUACUACAUACAUUUUAUUUCAAUAUUACUUCUUCGUACAUACAUUUUUUAUUCAUUAAAUAAUUUUUCCUAGAUUAUCCUAAGUAGGACAUUUUCCCUGUUUCUUAUAUUUUUACUUUAAUCUCCAGUCAUUUUGCAUGUUUCUUCUGGUAAAUUUAAUUCAUUGAAAGAGAUGAAUAAAUAUUAAAUUUAGUAUAAAUUUUGCAUGUUUUGCUACCACUUCUUGUCCUUCCAUUUUAAAAAAAUUUAAAUGUUUUUUAUUUUCCCCAACAGGUCGGUGUUCUUCUUCUGUCACAGCUGCUGCACACAGAGAGAGUAGAAAGGUUAAAGUGUCGAACAUAUUCACAUCCUCGAUUCUUAGGCAUGGCUGAGACUGUAAGUUCUUUUAUUUUCCGUCAUCCUUGUUUUACAGAAAAGUCUGAAGUUUAAAUGCACUCAGAAUGUUUCAGAUUAAACCAAAUUUUAAGUAAAUCCCUUUUUAUCAGUAAUAUAUAUAAUUAAAACUAUCUGUAAUAUAAAUUUAUCAAAGUUACUAUUAUGAUUUUAUUUUUUUCAGCUCAUACAAAAUAUUUUGAUAAUUUUUAAAACCUUAAAGAAAGAAAUCUCCUAUCACCGAAAGACUUUUCUCUCUGACUGUUGGAUAUUGAUUGUUGUAUAUGUAUAUUAAUAAAGUGAUUAAUUUUUUUUUUCUUUGAGAAUAAUGUUUUUAAAAAUGGCUUCUCAGCAUGAUGAACUCCUGAUAAUGUACACCAAGGCUAUUGUGUCCAUCGAUGGUUUCAGCCUCAUUCAGUCUUUACGUGCUUGCCAAAAUCAAGUGGCCAGAGGUGAAUGCUGUUCACUUUAUAAUUAUGCUGGGUCUUUGCACAUCUAUAACAAAUCAGUGAGCCUCCUAAUGCAGUGGUUCUCAACCUUUCUAAUGACGUGCCCUUUAGUUUAAUACAGUGCCUCAUGUUGUGGUGAUCCCCAACCACACAAUUAUUUUCGUUGCUACUUCAAAACUGUAGGGCAUGUGUAUUUUCCGAUGGUCUUAGGCCACCCCUGAGAAAGGGUCGUUCAACCCUCAAAGGGGUUGCGACCCACAGGUUGAGAACCGCUGUCCUAAGGGUAUGGGGGAAAAUUUAUUGUAACAAGGUUUUAGCUUCCUUCUCCUCUCAAGUAAUCAUCUGGGAACUUGCCUUAUAUUUCUUGAGUAUCUUCAUGCUUUGUAUUUUCAAUAUAUUUCUCUCUAUUAUCUUUCAAUUGUGCUGUUAUUAUUAGGUAAUCUCCACAUUAACCCUUGGAUGACAUAAACUCAAUUAUUUGCCUUCUAGCAACAGCAAGUGGCACAGAAAACCUCCUUCAGCCCCCACCUCUAGCCUAUAAAAAAUGGUCGCUGGGAGAGCAAGAAAAAGUCUGUGAUUAUGUUGCUUGUGGUAAAUUGAUUUGAUUAUAAUCAGUUCUCAGCAGUAUGUUUUUAUUUUGGUGUAGUAAGAAGUAUUAAUUGUCAAUCAUAUUCUAUUAUUUGAAUUUUUUUUUUUCUAAAAGUGUUAACUGAAUUUUUGAUCUGUAUCUCAAAUGCCACCAUCAUAAGAAAGCAUCUAUAUCUCAAAAGCCACCAUCAUAUGAAAGCUUCUGUAUCUCAAAUGCCACCAUCAUAUGAAAGCAUCUGUAUCUCAAAAGCCACCAUCAUAUGAGAGCAUCUGUAUCUCAAAAGCCACCAUCAUAUGAAAACAUCUGUAUUCAAAUACAGGAAAGUUAACUGUAAUAAACAUUUAUUGUAAAAGCUAAUGUAAAGUAGGUGUCAUGAAUAAAUUACAAAUAAUGAAUGUAACUUUCAACAAAUGUCAGGAAUCGCCUGUGCCAAUCCCUUCGACCAGCUGAAAGCAGCGUCAAUGAUUGGUGGCUUUAGGGCCUCUGUGAAGACCUCACCACCUGCCAUGUCUGUCUUCAUGACAGCUGGCAGUACGCCAUAUGUUGGCUUCUUCUAUGCCAUUGAGGUAAGGUGAACACUAUUAAUAUGUGCCUCUGUUAAAUUUAUGUGUUUUAUGAAUUAAACAUUCAAUCUAAUUGUUUCUCAUAUGUUAAGUAUCAUGGUGUAUGAUCUGAUGGGCUAUCAUCUUAUUGUGUCACUUGCCUGUCUAGGGGAUCACACAGCCCAUGCUGUCUGAGGUGGCCAUAGCCAUGGCAAACAAGAUCAAAUCUGCACUCAUUUCUGCUGCAAGGUAAAACACACAUUUAUUUUUUAAUUACCGGUAUCAAUCAAUGGUCAAUGUUAUAAGGUGGUCAAGGGAAAAUAAAUACUUUACAAAUGUUCAAAUAAAUAAAAAACAAUUCAUAAUUAAAUGCAUGACAGGUUUCUUGUAACGAUGUAUUUAGCAAAUGUUUUUAUGAUUACAUUUUAAAUUGAAAAUUAAAUUCUAUUUUUACCAGUGGUUGGCUAGGCUUUGGUGGGAAAGCCAAAGAAGAAAAAGAAAAGGCUCCCAAAAUAGAACCAGCUACUCCUCUGCCACUGAGGUAAUGAACUUUGACAUUUCUUAGUGCAUCACUAUACUGUCUUAAAUAGUGUACACAUGGCCCUUUCAUUUUUCUACAACUUAAAGAUGUAAAAAUAAUACAACAAUUAAAAGUGAUAUACAAAUUAAAUUUAUCUUUAUUUUAAAAUUCAGGCUUUUCUCUCUCCAGAUUUGGCUUACCGGACAAGCGCAGAGUUGGGGAAAACAUAAUCUUGUCACCAUGCAACAAUUACGCAGCCACCACAGAUAGUUUUGGUCGUGUCAUUCUUAUCGAUGUGCAGAGGGGAAUGGCUGUGCGCAUGUGGAAAGGUGUUUUAUUAAUAAAUAUUAAAUUUAAAAAAAAGAUAAUAAUUAUACCAUCCUUUGCUGUCUUUGUCCAAGUUCAAAUCCAUAAAUAAUUAUGAAAUUAUUUUCAAUCGCUACUAAUUUAAUGUGGGCACCAGCAAAGCAAUUUUUAUUUCCAAGCAGAGAAAUGUAUCCUAAAUAGUGGCAUUCUAAUUAUGAUAAAUAACAUUUUCUGUUUAAAUUUUACAUCUGGGUAAAUGGAAUGUUUAAUGUGCAGUGUAACAGUAAAAUAUAAUCAGAUUUCAUUGCCCAAAAUAAUGUAAUUUUAAUGUGACUAAUAUGAGUCUUUCUCACUUGUAUGUUUAUUAUUUUACCAGGCUACAGAGAGGCCCAGCUGGGUUGGGUUGAGGUCAAGGAGGAGAACGUAGAGCAAAGUAAAAAUAAUGACCACUACAGACUUGCGCAGUUCCUUAUCAUAUACGCGCCACGGAGAGGGAUUCUAGAGGUGAGCCGCUGAGCUUUCCAUUGACAGACCAGAUCACUGCAUCCCCUUUAACUUUUUUGAAACCAAAGGAACAACAAGGGAAUAAGUCAGCGGUAUAUUACUGCUAAUCUUAAUAUCUCUAAUUGCCUUGCCCCAGUAGAUGUUAUUCCUCAGAUACAAGGAGCACUCGCCAUUUUAAGUCUUAAAUCUAACUUAUAAGCAUUUCCAGACGUAUUCUUUUUAGUUUUACUCAGGUGGGGCUGGCUGCAAAUGUUUAUUUGUGAGAAUCCCUGUGUUUUUUACCUACAUUUUAUUUCUUGGUUUUACUCAGGUGUGGCUGGCAGCAUAUGUUGAAUUGUGAGAAUCCCUGUGUUUUUUACCUACAUUUUAUUUCUUGGUUUUACUCAGGUGUGGCUGGCAGCAUAUGUUGAAUUGUGAGAAUCCCUGUGUUUUUUACCUACAUUUUAUUUCUUGGUUUUACUCAGGUGUGGUUGGCAGCCAAUGUUGGGUUCUGAGAAUCCCUGUGUUUUUUACCUACAUUUUAUUUCUUGGUUUCCCUCAGGUGUGGCUGGUGGCGCACGGACCCAGAGUUGCAGCAUUCAAUGUCAGUAAAUCAUGCCAGUUGUUCUGUCCAUGCUAUGGGAUGAUGGGCCUCAACAACGUCACUUGUCGUGGGGUCAAAUCCAAGGCUUUCCAGUGUGCACUCAUUGACCCCGAUGGUGUCAUAAAAACUGUUGAUAUUCCAUUUCACCUGGCUCUGAGGUGUGUUUAUUGGUUACAUUACUAGUGUUUUACUUUAAGAUGUGCAUUGCAAUGGAUAAACUUCAUACACAUUUCUGUGCAUUUUUUUAAUGUCUUAUCCAGGUGCUGAAAACUUACCAUUUUCCCGCAUUUAAAAAAAAAAUAGAUCAUAGCCAUUAAAUAAGAACUAAAAAUAUGUUUUGUUUCAUUAGUUUUGUGAUUUAACUCACUAUCCAAAAAUAUUCCCUUAUUGUUGUUUUUGUUUUGCUGAAGAUGACUUUCAACAUUUUUCUGUAUUUAUUCAACCAAAUAAUUAUUACUUAAAAAAGUAACAUACAUAGGGCUAGAGGCUACUAUGUUUUGAUCAAAAUUAAGUCAUUAUUUGACUAGUCUGAAGGAUAAAUAAUUUUAACUUUCCACAACAGUCAUAUAAUAAUAUUGCAAUAACACCUCAGAACUUUUUUUUUAAACAGCCAAAUACCAAAUGUUUUGGUGUGUGUGAGCAAAUAUUUAUGAACUUGUUGUUAAGAUGUUUGCUUUUAUAAACAGUGACAAGAGCAGUAAGAGAGCCAGGGAUCUUCACCUACUGAAGAAAUUGAAAACUUUUCUCAAGGAAUCGUCAGAAGAUAGAGGCCAGUAUCAAUAAAACGGUUUCUCUUUGCACUGUUUUUUUAUAUGACGUAUAAUAUUUAUGCCUGGUGCUCUAGAUCAUUCAAUAGUGAUGACCAAGAAAUUAGAUAAAUGAUUUAUGUAGGGAUUUUCUGAACAACUGAUAGGCAAUCACAUUUAGCCAAAAGCUCAUUUGCUGACACUUAGCUGUUUAAAUAGAUCAUGUAACAACAUUAUGCUUGUGACCUUUCAGACGGACUGGAAGCAACCAUCGUAGAAAUCAUCCUUGACAUGAAAGUGUCCAAUAUUGCCCAACAGGUAAAAUAUAUUAUAUUCUUUUUAUAUUGUUAAUACAUCUUUGAAAUGUUUGGGAAGUGUCGGUUCAUUUUGGCAAUAAACAAAUUAUACUAAAUUUACCAAACGGCUGUUGUAAAUCUAGAAGGAAAAAAUAAAAAAAAUACAACUCAUUAUUAGUUUGAAAUUCAAAUUUUAUUUUCAUUACUUGAGUGUAGCCUUGGUGUAGUUUUUUUGAAUACAUUAAAAAUAUAUUAAAUGUUGUUGGUUUUUUUUUUUCAUCUUUCCACAGGCAGUGGAAAGAAUUUUGAGCACCAAAUAUCUACCUAUUAAACUGAUGCAGAAUGUAGUGAGAGCUUGCAUUAAGAAACUUGCCUCUCGAGGUAUGUUACAGUGUUGCUGGAUCUUCUACACAAAUUGCAAACUUUACCCAGGCUUUCACUGGUUCUACUGAAUUUUUUAUCAGCUUAUUUUAGAUGGGAUUUUUUUUUUAUGUUGGCGAAACAUCCCUAAUAAAGCUUUAGUAAAUACUAUAACUUUAAAAAAAAAAGAAAAAGCUUUUAAAUAUUUGAAAUAAUAAUAUCCCUUGUAACCUUUGCUUACAUUUUAUAGUAUGAUAUUAGAGCAAAAAAAAAAAAUUUCACCCACUGAGUAUUUUAAAAUGCAAUUCCAGCUGAGGACAGCCUUGACCUCGACAGUCGAAUGAUGCUCACAUUUUGCAAGACACAGCGCUCGCUCCUCUCCCUUUAUUCAUCCGUAGCGACACUCAGUAAGUCUCAGCCAGAGUCGUGCAAGAUUACAGACACAGAGGUGGGUAUCACAUGAUACUUCUAGAAGCCUACAACCCACACGUGAAUCAUAUAAGUGUUUAUGUAUGUGUAGCAAUCCCCAACCCUUGCAUGACAAUGUCCAUGUUUUCACAGGUAUGUCAGAUUUAGUCUACAGCUUUUGGUUUAUCUUUACCGGCCCAAUCCAGACUAAAAUAAAUGCCAUGAAAUGAACAGCUGAUUCUCUUAUGAAAUCGUUGUUUUCAGUUUAAACGAUAUAAUUAUAAUUUUUUUCAGAUUUUAACUGAGAUCCUCCACUUAUCCCAACACGAUGCUUCAGCUGUAGUCAACUCCCUCUCCCGUUAUGAUGUUUUGACCUCUGGGUCAUCUCCAGCCAGACAAUCUUCCAAAGUCAAAUUCCAAGAAGACACUGAUUCCCUGGCCGCCACAUCUUUCCUUCAUGCCUUCUCUUACAAAACUUUAUACUCUAAUGAGGCUGAUGGCACGAAGGGCUCCUCAGACAAACAAACAAAAAUUACCAUCAGCAAGGAGACCACAGAGGAACGCAGACUUGCCCUUGGUAAAUAUUGCUAUGAUAAUUGUGUUUGCUAACAAAUUAACAUAAAUGCAAGGAGGUCUGUUAAGACAACGGAUAAGAAGCUAUAACAAUGAAGAUGGACAUCAUUUUGCAGAUCUAUUGUUCCCCAUAGUGGGCACAGGUAAAGUGUUUUCUUCUAACAUUUAUCUUGAAAGGACAAGAAACUAGGUCAAGUGUUAAAUUUAAAAAGCAAGAGUUUUUAAAUUGUUUACAUACAGAUCUGAGGGAUGUACAAAUUAAUUCACCUGGAAGACAGCUGUAUUUAUUUGUUUGUUUUAUUUAAUCUGCGUUACUUCUAAAAGGGGAAUUCCUCUUUGCUGGCUGCCUAAAUGGAAGAUGUCAAGCCCAAGAGCUCAUGUUGGUUUUACAGCAGAGUAGCCUCCCUGCAGACCAACUGUUGGUAAGUUUAUGCUGAUGAGAUCUUGGUCAUUUUUUUUUUUUUUGGUCAAUUUUUUAUUUUUUCUCCAUUAGUAUUACAUAAAUCAUAAUUUGUUUUAUUUAAUCUGCGUUACUUCUAAAAGGGGAAUUCCUCUUUGCUGGCUGCCUAAAUGGAAGAUGUCAAGCCCAAGUGCUCAUGUUGGUUUUACAGCAGAGUAGCCUCCCUGCAGACCAACUGUUGGUAAGUUUAUGCUGAUGAGAUCUUGGUCAUUUUUUUUUUUUUUGGUCAAUUUUUUAUUUUUACUCCAUUAGUAUUACAUAAAUCAUAAAUGAGGGUAAAUAAUGGGGUAAUAACAGUUAUUCUUGGAACAAGUUAAAAAACUAUUUUAAAAAUCAAAAGUGAAAAUAAUAAAAUUCUGUAAUGAUUUUCAACUCAGAAUCUCCUCAUCCUGUACUGGUUGUCAGCAGACAGAAGAACAGUGAACAUGAUGGUUGGCCUGUAUGAGCUGGUCAAGAGUAUCACAGCACAGACAGGUUAGAUUUUAACACUAUAAUUUCCGUCCAUGAUAUUUGUAAACAAAAAAAUAAAUAUCUACAGUAAUUGGUCAUCAGGCGAGCUACCGAAAGUCUAAUGGGAAAGAUUUGUCUACCCUGAACAAUGUUGCUUUUUUUUUAAAUUGAUUAUAUUGUAUCAUUAAAUUUCAAUCAAUAUUUUGUAAAUUUAAAGUAAGAGUUUUAUUUAAUUUUAUGUAAAUAAUAAAAUCCUUUCCAAACUUUUUUAUGCUUUUCAGGCUGCUUAAAUAAAAAAACUUAACAUUCAAUUAUUUUUCACUCUUUAACCUUUGAAAUUCAUUUGUAUUUAAUGUUUUAAUGAAUUCCAUAUUUUAAUAUUAAGUAUUAACAUAAUUUCCAGAUGCUAACGAGAUUGAUGUCGACCCCAACAGUGUCUCCAACUGGUGGCAACAUGUUAGGAACAUGUGUAGCCAAUCAGAGAAUUGCUCCCCAGCAUAUCUGGCUGUGCUUACAUGCAAGGCUGUUGCUGCUGAGUCUCUUGGAGUCCAUUCCAAGGUCAAGGUUUGUGCAUCCUCUGAUUAAUAGACUAACCAGACAGAAGAGCAAUUACAUGUUAACUUUUCCCUACUUCAUGCAAAUAUAUGGGCUCUCAGAAGUGGCUCGUACUUACAAUGAAUCAAGUGUCAGUAAAUCAGCUUUGAGAUAUAAGAUUACUUUUGUCUCAUUUGCGUCAAUUUCACUUUUAAGUCAAAAUCAAAAUGUCCUCUGGUGGUGGAACUAAAUGUUUAGCUAUGGCUUUGUGAUUAGGUGUUUUUGUGAGCACUCUCUUCCCUACAACUGGCAACUUAUUAUUACUUCAUAAUAUUUGUUUGAAGUGUCAUUUCUUUAUUCAUUUUAUUUUCCAUUGAUAUCAAAAUCAGGGCUGUCAGACUAUUAGGUUUGAAGGGUUGUUUUGUUGAGAAAUUUUUUUGUCAUGCAUUGGAGAUUAAGUUGGUUUUAAAAAAGAACAAAGGCAAGAUUAAAACUCAGUGAGAAGAAAUUUAAUUUAACUUGAAGAUUCGUUAAAUAUUUUAAGUACAUUCUGCCUAGUACAACCCUACUGUGUUGAUCUCAUGAUAAUAAUAAUUUCAUUCUCUAUAAUUUUUAAAAAACAACAUAUAUCAGAUUUUUCUGAUUGUAACUCUCCUUGGUGUACAUUUUCUUGAUGCUGUAUAAAUCAGGAUCCUGAUGCUGACACCAGCAGUGCAACGUCUGAUGAUAAUGACCAACAGGAUGAGGCCGACCACGGUGACCUGAGCCUGGACAGUCAAGACUGGGAGUCCCUCACGGUUGAUAUGGAACUAUGGGAGCUGCUGUCUCGUCAGUUUGAGGAUGUCAUGGCCAUUGUUACUCUGCUGCACAUUCCAGCCAAUGGCAGUGAAGGCAGCAACACAUUUCAGCCAAUCAAUGUUUCAGUCUCAAAGCUGCUAAAUAGUGGAAAAGGUACGUUCUUGAAAUAUUUCAUAUUACUUGAGAAAAAUUAUUUUUGUUUCACGAUAAACUUUUUAACAGGAAUUUUUCCUGUUCCGUUUUAUCUUUUUCGAGUUGAUGUUUACAAACUUUCUCAUAUCCUAGACAGUAGAAGUUUGGGAAGUAAAUAUAUCUUUAAGAGCAUUUUCAUCUUUUAGAGCAGCGGUUCUCAACCUGUGGGUGGCGACCCCUUUGGGGGUUGCACGAACCUUUCCCAGGGGUAUCCUAGGACCAUCUGAAAACACAUAUUAUCUACAAUUAUGAAGUAACAACGAAAAUAAUUUUGUGGCUGGGGGUUGCCACAACAUGAGGAACUGUAUGAAAGGGUCGCAGCAUUAGGAAGAUUGAGAACCACUGUUUUAGAGCUUGUUUUAUCUUCCAUUUACAAUUUUAUAAUAUGCAAUAAAAACACUUCACUCACAAGGAAGUGCAUUUUUUUCCCUCAAAGCAAUGUUGUAGGGCUGCCUGAAAACCUUUCUUUUAACUUUGAUCUCCCUAACUGUACAUGUUGGAUCUCCUAGGCUAUACAUGUUGAAUAUGUUUUGCCCAGUAUGCUACUAAGAGCCACUCUUAAAGUAAAUACAAAAUGUGUUGUUUUUUUCUGCUUAGGUUCAAUACCAGAGGUUGUGGCCAGGUACAUUGUCCAACAACACCUCAACCCAGCUUCUCUGUUCUUUAGUUUCACGGUACAGGAAGAACCCGUGGAAGAGGAAGAGGGGCGGGCGAAGAGUGAGGUGAAAGAAGAGAAGAAGAAAGGAAAAAAAUCUGACGAAGACAAGAGUGUGGCAAUAAAAAAAGAGAUAGUUCAGCCUGUUGAUGACAGCAUGAAAGAUUUUAGUGUUGGAGACAAGGUCAAAUGUAAGCAGACUUUACUCUAGUUUUAGGUACAGUAUGUAUCAUUUACAGGAUAUAGCAUAGCAGUACACUCAGGACAUCUUUGUUAAGUAUCUGAUGAUGCAUACUAGCAGCUUGUAGAUGAUGACAUACUGGGCUUUUAAUAUAUCGGUAAUUAGAAUAUACAGUCCAGUAUUAGAUUUGUCUAAAAUUUUAUAAAAUUUAAAUAUAUAAUUUAACACUAAAAAGUUCAUGGUUAAAGGGUUGGAGUGCUGGCUUUUGAGUUACUUAUGGUAAAAAUAAAUUGAAAAAGAGGCACUGUUUCCUCAAAUGAAAUGAAGGAAUAUUGUUUUUUUAAUCAACAGAUCAACUAGAGGAGCUGCGGAGAAGGUUUCCCCACAGCCUGCACAACGACACCUUGCUGGCCAACUGCUGCUGGGAAUAUGCUGUGGUGUGGAACAAAGACCCUGAAGUAGGUGACCGGUGGUCCCAACACCCUGAAGCUACUAGAUGGCUACUGAUUGCCAGCAUCACAUACCUCUCUUACCACAUUUCUCAAGUUUCCAAAUAUUUUGUUGUAUCCCUCUUGGAUCCCAUCAUCUCAUUGAAUUCCACAUGGCUCCACUUUGCAUAGGAAAUAAAUUAAUAAUAUAAAACAGUUUUAAAAUUCUGCACUAGAAAAUUAUACAAAUUUAAAAAAUUACAUUUUCAAUAUUUUUUUUUUUUAAAUUUGUUUUAGAUAACACAAAACUUGGACCUCUCGCUUGAAUUUCUCAGGUUGGUUCAGAAUGCAGUCUUGCGGCAAGGUAAUUAAUAUGUAAUGUAUACCUCUUCUUACAACUUUUACAUUCAAAAUACAUAAAAUCAUACAGCUAAUAUUUAUUGUAUAACCUUUUGUUUAAUGCAUUGUAAGCCUAAGCAUACCCAAAAUAAAGAUAUGAUGGAUAUUAAAAACAUUUACAUUUCUUUCUCUACUUGAUGUAGACUACUUCAACUUGCUUUGACUCUCUACAUUUUUUUUACUUGAAGGUGUGUCCAGUCUGCUGUGGCACAUGUUUAUACUGAAGAGGGCAUCGGCUGCGGCCCACUUAAUGGACAAGGUUUGUUCUAAAAUAGCUGCGUAUUACAACUCCUGUAAAUUUUAUAACCUUUUUAAUAGAUAAAAACUGCAAAGAGUGUGCAGUAGUAAAAAGAGAAGAGCUGGAAUUUUAAACUAAAAAAAAUUGGGAUUUUUCAACACCUGAAAUGUGUGUCCUCUUAGAAUAUAAAUUUUAAGCCUGUCUCACAUAAAUGUUUCUGUAUUACUUGCAGGUUGGAAAGUCCCCUAAAGACAGGUUGUGUAGGAAGGUUAGUUGUGUGUACAAAAAUACAAGAUCUUAACUAAUUAAGCCUUACAGUAAUACAGCUCUGUCACAUUUUUGAAACUAUAAAUUAAUGUUCAAGCACUCAUAAGAUUUAAACUCAUAUGAGUUCAAAGUACCGUAUUUUUGCACAUAUAAUACGACCUAAUUAUAAGACGCACCCUUAUAUAAUACGCGGGUUUUGACGAUUUGUGUAAAAAAUAUUUUAUUAAGACGCACCCAUUUAUAAGACACGGGUUUUGACGAUUUGUGGAAACAAAAAUUACAUGAGACGCACACAGCCUAGCCAUCCACUGCACUGAGCAAUUUAUAUCCAGGGUUUUACUUUCCUUUAUUGUAAAUGAAAAUUUGUCCCAUGUUUCAUCAUUCUUCAGAUGUAAACAAGGCUUCAUUACCAUUUUUAGAUUACCGGUAGAUCAAAGAAUUAUCUGAGGCAGGACGGCAAUGAUUAUUGUUUAUGCUUAUCUGCCGCCGGGCCAAUAGUGGAUGGGUAGAGUUUCUGAUAUCUAAGUUCUAGAAACAAUAAACGCCAGAUGUAAAGGCGGCUUCAUUGAUCUACCAGGCCAAGUCUUCAGCGAGAGGGAUUAGUACCGUACAAAGACCAAUAAAUUGACGAUCCAUGCAAAAAAUAUUUUACAUAAGAUGGACCCAUAUAUAAGACGCACCCUGGGUGCGGGGUACAUAAAACUUUGUAUGAGACUCGUCUUAUAUACGCGAAAAUAUGGUAUUUAAAAUUAGGUACCUAAAUUUUGUUUAAACAGCUGCCAGUGAAGAAAAAUAUAAUUUAUUUUAAGUCAUGCUUGGCUUUGUUAGGUGAUUUCAUGGAUUCAUGAUUUUCGUAUGUCCACCAGGAAGUUGGAGUCAGUGAUGUCAGUUUGGUUACCUUCAUCUCAUUAUGUGCCGACUUCAUGGAAAUAAUUAUGGAUGUAAGUUCAAUGCCAAAAUCACAGCCCUGUGUGUGGUUGGAGAAAGUGCAGCUUUAAAGGCAAAGAGUUGAAAUUUAUGUCAAGUGAAUAUUUAAUUAUGGUUGUUGUGUGUGAAACAGUCUGGGGAGAAAUUUUAAACUUGCACCUUCACACAGAUUUCUGAACAAAGAAAGGAAUAUUUACUGCUUAUUGUUUAUCAUCAUUUUAGAAACAGUUAUUAUUUUAAGCACAUUUCAUUGAAAUCCCAGUGCUGGUAUUUUAUCUGUCCUCAUCAAAUCUAUGUUGAGAAACACAGUGAUAAAUUAACUACAGGAAAUCUAGGGAUAGAAUUAAUUUAAUUAAAAAUAUAUUAUCAACUGAAUUAAACUAUAAGAGAGUUGAUUUUUUAUAGUUGUUCUGAACAAAUUUUAAGGCCAGUUGAGAGUUUAGUCACUUGCUAUUGGUUUCCUUCAUUUUACACUGCUUAUCCCUAGUAAACCAACUAAUGAUAUAACUGCCUGGAGACAAAAUCUCAACACAUUUAUGAGCUUUGCAUUCUUACCAAAUUUACAGGUCGCUAAUUCUAGUUUUGAAUUCAUCAAUGUAUAUUUACAGCCAAAUCUUUCGAACAACUUGUAACAAGGGAUUCGUUUCAAAUCAAAAAACCUUUAGGAAUGUCAAUACAUUUAUCUAUUAUAUUUAUAGGUCUUACUACAUUGAUUUUGGAAAUUAAAAAAAAACACUAAAUAAUAUAAAGGUAGUUGACACAAAGAUCUUGGGAUAAUCAAGUUCCUAGAACUAGAGCAGCGGCAUCCAAAAAAUUUUUCUCUCCCAUCUCCCAUAAAAAAUAGAUUAGCUAAAUAAUGAAAUGAAGUAGAUAAAACUAAUGACAUUUAAAGCCUUUUAUUCUUUAUUUUAAACAUUUCUUUUCUUACCAAUAGAAAAUAAUAUUAAAAAAUGUUACCACUAUUAACUUUUAAUGAAAGUACAAUAAUCAUCUGUUAACUUCAAAAUAAGAGUUAUUCAUCUUGUACUCAAAUGGUCCAGUGUGAAAUUAUUAACAGCUCAGUAUUACAAUUGAGCUUGUUUCAUGAAUCCUAGUUUUUUUAAAAAUCAGAUUCAAAUAUAGACAUAUUGACAACCUCAACCUCCUUGCAAUAUUUAUUUCUUAUGGAUGUAUAUUAUAUGAAUGCUCUUUUGACAACCGCUAAAUAGUAAAAAAACAAUGGCUUCCAGUAAAAAGAAUCUUAAAAAUAAACAUUACAAUAUAAUAUUUGGCCAUAAAACGAUUUGAAAAAUCAAUAAAAUAUAUCAACAUCAGACUUUAAUACAAAAAUAUGGUGUUCUCAUUGAUUUUCUUCAAAAAAUUAUUUUGUUGAUAAAAAAUUUUUUUAAUAUAGCGCUAAAUAUUGAAAUAUAGUUUUUCAUAAAUGAACAGGUGUAAAAAAUAAUAUAUAUUUAUAUAGUUAAAAUAGUUUAAUAUAGUUAAAAUGUCCAAGAUCUUGAGGGUAAUACUAAUAUUUUAAAAAUUUUAAAGAACAUUUAAGAUUUUGACUUAAUCAGCAUAAGCUGUUUGAUAUAUUAAGUGAUUAAAUUUAUGGGUGGCUACAGGCAAGUUUUACUGUCAUGGAUCCCUAUUGAAUAUGUGAUAACUGAAUUAAAAAUGCAUUAUAGGGCUCAUCAAAACUGAAACCAAACCUAAGAGGAAGUAACAUGUAAAAAAAAAGUAAUUUAAUGACUGACAUGUUCUACCCGUUUUUAGACUUGACACUGUCAAUACUCUAAAUAUCACAUUAUUUAAACAUCAAAUUAAUAUUAUGUUUCUUCUUUAGGCCAACUGUGAAGCCAGUGAAGUCCCUGUGUGUAACACUGAGCAUGCUUGGCAGAGAAGUCAGGGUCCCACAUCCUUGAUGGAAUUAGCAGUGGACCAAAAGACCACCAACUAUGGCCUCUUGAAAGUCCACUUUCAUCUGCUUAAGUUUAUGUCUGCCAUUCUCACAUUAAAACUGAAGUCAGUCAAAGUUCUCUCCCUUUUUGACAAUAAGGUCAGUCUAAUUUUUUGUAUUAUUUUUCUUUUCAAAUUAGACUUACUUUGAAUCAUCUAACAAUAUUAAUUUUUGUGGUUUUGUUUUGGUUAGCCUUAUUCAGCUUAAUCUGUUUCAUCUAAUUAGCAGUUUAAAAGGAUGUUUCUUCAAUGAAUUUAUUGUAUUAAAAUUGUAUUUAUUUAAUGGAAUUUUCUAAAGAUAUAAUAAAAUCAAAUAUUAACUAUUAAUAAUCAAAAAUAUUAUUUCUUAAAAGACUUUAAAAAUACAUCAAUAGAGAUGACCAACUUUUCCAUGCUUUGUGCUUGAAGUCAUCAUAUUAUAUUUGUAUAGAUUUAUUACUUUACCAGGUGCAACUAAAUUUUAAUAGCGUUGAUAGGUAUACUAUAUUCAUUACUAUAUUCAUUAAAAAGAAAUAGUACAAAUAGAAUAUUUUAAAAUAUUAACAGCUUUUCCAGUUAGCCUGACAAUAUCUCUCUUUGCAACUGAACAUUGUAAAUAUUCCCCAGGGCCGAGCUGCAGUGUUUAAAGACCUACAUUCACAUCCAUUAUUACCUAGUCAAAAGGUUGAUCAGGAAUUGAUUCUUGCCCGAAAAAAUGUAAGCAAUUAUUAACAUCUUGUUUUUUUAUAAUAAUAAUUAUAAUUGAAUGUUAAAGUUGAAGAUACAACAUAAUUAACAAUGACUUUUUUAGAGUGAGCGAUUGUUGAAUUUUUAAUUUACUUUACAGUAACUGAGAUGGCGAGAUGUUUGGUAUUGCAAUAUUCUUUCCCAGUGCCAGUACAUAAUUAUUUAAUCUGCAUCAUUUUGUUUCAUUACAUUUUAUAUGCUUUCCAACACCUUGUUGCUGUCAAUGUUAAGUCAUGUAUUUUUGUUGUCAAGUUAUUUCUUUAAUAUAUUAUAGUUCUUGUGUCGAGUGAUUACAAGUGCCGUAGCAACAAUAGAUCCACCUGCAACUAGUCCUGACAUCAGUGGAACGAGUCCUGUGUUCAGGAAGCACAGAGCUCUUUAUCCAAUGGCUUAUAAAUGGCCACAGGUGAGAUUUAUUUGUUCUGAUAUUUAAAAGUUAAGCGAAUUUUAGGCUCCAUCUCGCUCAAACUCUUAACCCUAAGUUGCUUUUAAGCAAACAAAAUCUUAAUAUUUAGAUAUAUUUAUGGCAUAUGAGAAAUUACUGGUUUUUUUAAAAAAUACUUUUUUUAGCAAAAAAAAAGUUCCCCCAAUACAUUUUUUUGUGGUCUAUAAUGGUCAUAAAUUUUAAUGGCUUCAUACAUUUUAAAAAAUAUGUCAUUUGGAAAAUGAUGUUGUUGGGGUUUUUUUUAAUACUUUGUUGUCAAAUAAUUUGUUUAGGUGGUGUUGUCAAUAGCUAAGGACUUUGGUCUCGACUUGGACUUUUUUAAAAGACAUCAUGUUUGUGAGCUGUACUCCUAUGGACAUGAUAAACUUGCUGAAGAGGUAAUCAUGUGUAAUACUACUAGUUAAUUUUGAAUUUAAAAAAUAAUAGUUUUAAUUUAAAUGAAACAUUUUUUUUUAAAAAUCAUUAUCCUUUCUAUAUGAAGUGAAUCAAAAAAGAUAAAACUCUUCAUUAGAGAAUUGUCUGAAGUUAAUAAAUUAAAACAUUAAUGUCAGGCAACCAAGUAUAAUUGAACAUCAAAUCUGAUAGUGGAUAGUACAGACAUAAUGCAUUUUUGUAACCUUCAAAUGAUAUUCUUUUUCUCCAAGACAUUACCUUUUGAAUUUUAUUUAUGUGACCGUUUAAAAAAUGAUUAUCUAAUUAAAUGAGAGACGGUGGAAAUGUUUGAAUUUGUUUGAUGUCAAAAUAUAUUUUUAUUAUUAUUCUUUUUCCGCAAAGGUUUAAUCUGUAACAUAAGAUUAACCUCUAGUAUAAUGUUGAUUUUAUCAAGUAAAAUUCUGGUCCUCAGAUGUUGUUGUCCGUCAAUGAUAACGAGGAAAUGGCCAUUCAGCUGUUAACCCUUGCCGGUCAAAGGGUAGCACAUGAGAUCUUCAAACGGGAUAUUGAUGCCAAUUUUCAGCAUUUGGCUGGCAUGUCUGUCACCCUGACUCGUUGGCUGCAGUCACUGAUACUGGUAGGUUUCCUUUCCCAUAUUGCUGUGGGGAACCCAGGAUCUAUAAAUGAAUGGCAUACAGAUUUUAUUUGAUCGAUGUGGAAUAGAAUUGUUUAACCCACCCUACAGCAGUAAAAAAAAAAUUUAACACCCAGACCUUGCACUUGUGUGCUAAACCUUAAAACUAAAUGGUUACAUAUGAGUUUAAAAAACAUUUUCUUUGGGUUUUUUUUUCAAUAUUUUCAAAAACUCCAUAACUCAAAAAUAAAAAAGGUAUGAUUAGUAUUAAUUAUCACUAUGAACAUAUUGGUUAAAUCUGUGUAAUAAGACUACAACUGUUUCAAUCAAUUAACUUGAUUUUUUUUUUUAUACAGUUGCAUUGACUGUAUAUAUUGUUGACUUAAACUAUUUUUUUCCCAACUAAAGAAACCUGAAGAUCUCUUCUAUCCUCAAGUCCCACUCUCUUGGACCAUAAGUUUACUGGAGCAAGCAGCCUCCCGUUUCACAGAGACAACCAAACUCCAUGAACUGGCCCAGGAACUGCUGGAGAAAACUAAGGUCCUGGCUUCGUCUGUAUCAAAGUCUUGACACACUGCAACUCACUGGCCUUCCAUUAUAGAUUUUUAGCUGUCAAUGUGGUUUGAAGUGUUCAUACCAAGACACAAGUGGGACAAAGAAGCUUCCUGUUAGCUUGCAGGAAUAAGGUACCAAGUACUUGAUUGCACUAGAGUAGAGAGUGUAGUCUUAUAAAUAUUAUUGAUAAGCUGAUUCAAAAGCUGUUUCUUCACGUUUGCUCUAACAAAAUGGAAUUUAAUUUUAAUUAUAUUUUUUAGAGCAACUCAAGAAAGCUUAUUUUUUUUAUCAUCUCUAUGUAUUGGUGGAUAAAAUGAUUAACAUUUUUAAAAUUUAACUGAAAGAGAAAAAAAACUUUUGAAUUAACCAAAAUUUCUUGCUAUAUGAAAUAGUUCUCCACUUUUAAUUGAGGACAAUUAAAUGUGCAUACAUUUUAUUGAAAUAAGAGUGAUUUGUUUGAGGUAAUUUAUUCCUUAUCAACUCAUGUUCACUUUCAAAUAUACAUUUUUCUGUCUUGAUGUUGGUCAAGUUUUUUUAUUUCCUGUGAUAAAUUUAUGACCUGUGUGAAUGCCAGUUUGUACAGCAAUAAUAAAUUUUUUAUAUAGUUUUUGUUGGCUGGGGAAAAAAAAUAAACUUAAAUUUUAAGUAACAGAAACAGAUGAGUUGACAACUGAAUUAAAGAAAUGUAACUGUAUUUCUUAUUAAUCUUGCAAUUGUUAUUUUUUAAAACUCCAAAAUUUAGUUGCAGUUUAAUUUACUUAUCUUUAAGGCCCGUUGCUCCCUUGCUGAAUCUAGUUUUUGUGUUUUACAGGAGGACACAAAUUAACAACUGAUAAAUAAAUAAAAUUAAUUUUUAAAACCAGCAGACCAUACACAACUGAAUGAAAUGUCAAAAGUUUAUCAGAUGUUGUUGAUGGUCUUGCCCAAUAUUCACUUUUCUAAUCCAUUUUGGUAAUGAUCUUUAAAAAAAAAAAUAAUUUUAAAUUGUAUUAGAAAGAUUUGUAUCAAUUGAUGGCACUUGAUUAUCAGGCAGGAAUAAAAUAGAUAUGAAAUAAAUGUUUUAAAUUGAAAACUUCUUCUUCUUUAUUUUAAGGGCCCACGAUCAAUGAAUUGAUCAUUCUGGCUCCUAUCACUUGUAUCAGUGGAUCAUUCAAUCCAUCCAUCCACUAUCCCUUGGUAGACUAAACAUUUAAGCAGCUGAAGUUAUCAUAAGUGCUAGAAGGAAAAGUCUUAAAAAAACAUUCAUUAUAUAAUGUAUGCCAGCGGUUCUCAACCUGUGGGUCGUGACCCCUUUCGGGGUCGCACGACCUUUUCACAGGGGUCGCCUAAGACCAUCUGAAAACACAUAUACUAUACAGUUGUAUAGUAUAAUGAAAAUAAUUUUGUGGUUGGGGGUCGCCACACCAUUGGGAACUAUAUUAAAGGGUAGAAAGGUUGAGAACGACUGAUGUAUGCCCUCAAAAUAGAAUAAAUCUUUUGAAUGGUGAAUGACAAACAUUUAUUUUGAGAUGUGUGCAACAUUUUAAUUAUACAAAUAAACACAGUACAUAUUGUAAUUAUUCUUGUCAUCUUCAUUUAUAUACUAUGCAAGAACAGUAGAUAAUUUGGGAAGGAGGAUUGCAUGUAUC
This is a messenger RNA of Lymnaea stagnalis (great pond snail), 25009 nucleotides long. The record is from the annotation of a GenBank genome assembly. NCBI's taxonomy places the organism in Eukaryota, Metazoa, Mollusca, Gastropoda, Lymnaeidae.